Messenger RNA from Mizuhopecten yessoensis (Yesso scallop), 2201 nucleotides. Its product is annotated as piRNA biogenesis protein EXD1-like. The record is from RefSeq and is a predicted model, not a curated record. Gene Ontology annotation, molecular function: 3'-5' exonuclease activity; nucleic acid binding. Bases 351 to 1229 code for a protein of 292 amino acids. The transcript is spliced from 2 exons. Gene Ontology annotation, biological process: nucleobase-containing compound metabolic process. Lineage: Eukaryota; Metazoa; Mollusca; Bivalvia; Pectinida; Pectinidae.
UAUUACAUAGAUGUCCUAGUACAUAGCUUAAACAUGUCAUGCAGUGAAACAUCUGAUUCACUGAAUCAAUAAAAACAUUUAAAAAUAGUAACAACUUCCGGGUUGUUUAUCGAACAAAGGGACAUGGAGAUUUUCUAAAAACACAAGGUGCACCAUUUGAUGCGCUUAUGCAUAUAUAUAGGUUAUCUAUAGUUUUGUAAUCCAUUGUUGCGCAAGCUAACGGACAAGGGGUAUACGUAGCUUCUUCCGGUUCGAAAGUGGAUCUCCUUGAGUCUUGUACUUUCAUUAUCGUUAGAUUUGUCUGUGACAGUUAAAGGCAGCAGCUGGCUUGUGUUAUCCCAGAAUCAAAAAUGGCGACUCCAAAAGACCACACUUUAAUUGACGACAGAAGUAGUCUGGUGCCAGCCUUUUCCGAAAUAAAAAGCCAAAAACUGAUUGCAGUCGACUGCGAAGGAGUUAAAUUGAGCAGAAAAGGUCAACUAACCAUCUUAACAGUAGCCACUACCACAAAGGUUUUCAUCUUCGACGUUUUCAAACUGGGACAGUCUGUAUUUGAUGGUGGCCUUCGUGACAUUCUGGAGAAUAAAUCUAUCGAGAAGCUAAUGUUUGACUGUAGACAAGAUUCCGACAGCUUGUGGCAUCAAUUCAAGGUUAAGCUCACAGGUGUGUUGGAUCUGCAACUCCUGGACAUAAUCUACCGUCGAAAUCACAGACCAAGACGAUCGUACGGGUCGAUUAAAAGAUGUGAAAAAGAUGAAGUGGAAAAUAUAAACGGCUACAAACGCUGUCUCGGGAACUACGUCUACGACUCAGAACUGCUGGAAAAGAAAGAGAAGGGAAACAAGGAACUUAAAGAUAACUACAGGAUAUGGACAGUUCGACCUCUUACGGAAACCCUGAUCGACUACUGUGUUGUUGACGUAGCCGCCAUGUUCCCGAUGUACAAGAAGCUGAAAGAGUCUGACGAUGUUCUGCCUCGACUGUCAGUAGCCUCAGAACGGUAUGCAGAUAUCUGGCGAGCCAUGGAAGUACGAUCCUUCGACAGGUUUGAGUUUAACGCCUACCUUCCGCUGGAUAUAAUACCAGAAGAAGGGUCAUUGAGUUUUCCGUUUGGAUCCACCAAAUGCACGAAAUGUCAGCGGAUGUUUCCUCACGACGAGUUCCGUAACAGCCAAUUACGGACUGGUUCACAGACCUGUCGAGUUUGUAGGAAGGUACAACAGCGAUAAUCUCAUCGAUAGCUCCUGGUCUAAUCUAAAACCGAACUUUUAAAUAACUACCACAAUGUCUUUGAUGUUUUUAACCAGUCAUUAACUACCCAUGUCACGGUGAGGUAUGAAAUGUUUGGAGCAAUUUGUAUCCAAGUGUACAUAUGCUGGUAGGCGUAGUCUGACUUCGGGGACAACUUGUGUCGGACAUUGAAUAAGGGUUUUAACUCAUUCACCCCUGCAAUGUCAAUAUGAACUAUUCCAACCUUUGAAUAGGAAGAGUGCAAAUUUGUCUUCAGGGGUAAAGAGUUAAAACAAUAACAAAGAUAUUGCUUAAUCUUGAGAAAGUGAUUUAAACUGUGAACACUUAUUAAUUUUCAAAAUGUUAUUAUAUCAGCAGGUCAACUAGAACAUUAUUUGUUAAUGAUGUAUUACGUCAGAAAUGAUAAGUCUUCUGUCAUUAUUGCUCAAAGCACCAGCAAGUGUGUUAAUACCUCAUCGUUAUCAGUCACGUAACACUAGUUUGUGACCUCACUUGAUAUUGUGUAUUUUACUUUCGCUUUAUGUGAACUAGCGUGUCAUAUACUCUCCGUCAUAAUCGAUGGAAGCUGUAAUCAGUAUCACGAUAUGCAUAUCUACACCAUCCUAUGUCUGCUCCAUGACGUCAUCUGAUCAGAUGUACGUAUACUAAAGUUUGUGUAAACAUUUGAUAGAAACCUAAUCUAUAUGAAGAUGUCAUCUCCAUUUUCCAGAGGAUCACAAGCUUUGAGCUACGGACUAUAUAUAUAUAUAUUAUUAACUAACAAUCUUGGUAGCUGAUGAUGUCACCUAUUGUAUGCAUUCAGCAUGUUUCAUUCACGUGCCCAUAAAGCGUUCUGUGAUAUCAGCAAUAUUUUAGUUUUACCAUAAUGUUUAACUGUUACAUUUUUAGCUCACCUGGUCCGAAGGACAAUGGUGAGCUUAUGCCAUACCGCAGCGUCCGUCCGUCAACUU